UGGACCGAGCCUUGCAGGCGGUGGUAGACGCCCUUGCUUUCGCUUUGCAUCCUGGUAUUUGGCAGUUCCGCUGCCAGUUGGUGCGUUGAUCUGGGCCACAUCCUCCAUGGAGUCUUCCAAGGAUACCCAGCACGGUGAUGCUCUAGAAUCUAAAAGUUGCUUGGCUAACAGGACGUCCUCUCGUCAGAACAAAAGGACCAGCCUCUCGUCUUCUGACGGAACAGGUCCGAGAGUCACUGAGUCCCUAGGCCUUCCCAGGGUGUUGACUCCCUCUGACACGGCUGCGGAGCUGGGUCAGAAGACCUCCUCCUCUUCGUCUUCCUCCUCUUCCUCUGCUCAGUCUAAUCGUUCCUCAAAAGUUUCGCUGCCUGAAAUCCCAAAGGAAAAAUAUCCCGAGGAAUUCAGCCUGCUCAAUUCACAGACAGAAGAUGGGCAGCGUCCUGAGUGGACAUUUUAUCCAAGGUUCAGCAGCAACAUCCACACCUACCACAUUGGAAAGCAGUGCUUCUUCAAUGGGGUCUUCCGGGGCAACAGGAGGUCUGUGGCAGAGAGGACAGUGGACAACAGCCUCGGGAAGAAGAAAUACGAUAUUGAUCCCAGAAAUGGAAUCCCCAAAUUGACACCAGGGGAUAAUCCGUACAUGUUCCCAGAACAGAGUAAAGAGUUCUUCAAAGCGGGAGCAACUUUGCCUCCGGUGAACUUCUCACUUCUGCCUUUCUGGGAGAAGGAAAAAGCCAACAAUUUGAAGAACGAGAUAAAAGAAGUCGAGGAGCUUGACAACUGGCAGGUGCCGAUGCCCUUCCUACAUGGUUUCUUCUCCACUGGUGCUUCCAACUUUUCAAGACAACAAUGAGCAGAGACAUUGAGCCCCCAAGCAUUCGCUGACUGCCCUCCCAGCCAGCCUCUGCCAUUGCUGGGUGUUUUUAUUCUUUGCUUUUGACAUUGUCUCUGUCCUAAACCAUUUGUUUGACUCGAAUGAGGAAUCACUAUGUUUGGCCUUGUUGAACACUCAACUGUGAAAACUUUCAAGAUGUGUAGAAAAGUUGCACUGAUUAUAAAGCAGACACCUGGGUGCCCUCAUCUAGCCUCUCCCAUGGUAGCAUGUAUGCCCGUGCUUUUGUUCCUCUCCCUCUAUUUGCUGACCCACUUGCCAGCCAGUGACACACAUCAGACUCCUUUACACCUUCAGACCUACUACCUUAAACAUGUGUCUCUUGAAGUGGGGGAUAUUUUCUAACCACAUGUAAACUUCCAAUGCAAGCUUGGUAUUUGCACUGACACUAAUAUACAGCUCAUGUUUGGUUUUACUCAGACACUGCAGGUUAAUGGUAGCAGGCAGGCAUUAUGGAAGUGUUUCUGUUUCCUCAGACUGCUAUUACGGAAUAUUAGAGACCAGGUAGCUUAUAAACAAGAAGAAUUUCCUUCUUCUAGUUCUAGAGCCUGGAAAUUCCAAGCCCAAGAUGCUGGCAGAUUUGGUAUCUGGUGAGACACUGCCUUCCUGCUCUGCACUCAUAUAGGGGGAGGGGCAAAGUUGGAUCUCUGAGGUCUUUUUCCUUUUGAUAUGGGGAUUAUGUUUGUGUGGUGUAUGUGUGUGUGUUUUGCUGUGAAAAAUACUCUAACAAAAGCAACUUAAAGAAGGAAAGGUUUAAUUUGCCUCCCAUUACCAGAGGGAUGCAGUCGACCAUGGUAGCGAAGACAUGGCAGCAGGCAUGAAAGGAAUUGUGGUAGUAGGAGGUUGACUGCUCACAUUGUAUCUACAGUCCAAAUAUGAACAGGGAGAAGUACCAGGCUGUAGAGCCACAAGGCCUGCUCCCAGUAACCCACUUCCUACCCCAAAAGAUCUAAUUCACUCCUGAAAGACUCCUUGAAACCAGCAUUACCUCUCAUAGGGACAGUAAACACCAGAUCACCUCUCAUCAGGCUCUUCCUAAUCAAAAGCCUAUCAAUUUUCUUCAUUUUCUCCCACUCGUCCUACAGGAUUUCUCCAUGUAGUCCUAUCCGCCCUGGAAUUCACUCUGGAGACCAGGCUGGCCUUGAACUCAAGAGAUCUGCCUGGCUCUGCCUUUCAAGUGCUGGGAUUAGAGGCGCGUGCCAUCAGCUAGUCAGUCCUAUCAGUUUUCAAUGUCACUGUAUUGGGGACAGUAUUUUUUUUUUUCCACUUCUCAUUGCUGUAUCAGAUGAGAAGCAAUUUCAGGGCUAUUUUGGCUCUCCGUUUUAGGGUACAUGGUCUAUCACAGUCAGGGAAGGUACAACAGUAGCAAUAUGAAGCCUCUGGUCCCACUGGGUGCUCAGCUGGAUUUCUCAUUUUUAUUUCAUUUGUGACCCAUGGGAAGAGUCUGUCCAUAUUGAGGGUGGGUCUUUCCUCCUCCAUUACAUGUCUCUGAGGAAAACACCCUCAGAUACACAGAGUAUGUUUCUUCUAAAUCUAGUCAAGGUAACAGUAAAGGUCAAUCACCAGAGGGACCAAGCCAUAUCCAAACUAUAGCAAUAGGAAACUUAACAAUUCCCUAAGAGAUGCAUCCCACAGUUUUAUUUUGAGAGAUUUACUUUGGUUGGACUGUUUCCUUUUGAUCUUGAGCAAUUGGCUCCCAAAACUUAGCUCAGUGGUGGCACUGACUGACAAGGCAAAGUACUAUCCAGUUUUACUCUCAAGGUCACGCAGCAGGUCUGUGAGGCUUUUCUUGCUUGGUCUGACAAUCAAAGACAGUGUAUCUGCACUUCCACUUUGACUGGGGAAUGUGCCAGACAGGGGUGGUGCACUUUUUAGUGACCCUAUGGGCCAAGUUCCCAGUGGAUUUGGAACGGGACAGGGAACUCAGAGAGAUGGCUGGUGUCCUUCCAAUGCAGGAUGAUCCCACAGUAAGCAUCCAGGAGGCUACCACUGCCUUGAGAACCUCAACACUGAGGUUCCUCUACUUGAACUCUGUAAGAAUCUGUAUGUGAAAGGCAAACAUUUCUGCGUGUGUACAAAGGAACCCAGCCUAUGAAUCUCUUAAACUAUCAGCCAAAUAGCCCAAUGCCUAAAAGUGCCUAUCUCUAACAAACUUAAGAGUGUGUUCAGGGGGCAACAGAUAGUUCUAUCCCAAUAGUAAAGGCAGUAGUGUGGCAUGGUUAUUUGGCUACAAAUAUGAAUGAUAGUAAUUCUGCUAUGGAUAGUCAGAGCACAGCUACACUAAAAUGAGUUCUUCAAUGGGAUUUCAAAUAAACUCAGAAUUCUACAUUUGAGCCAGACUCAGAAACUUACAGUGACCAUAAGGGAGAGAACAUAAGGAGAUGCAGAGACUAAGUGAGCCUUCAGGAUGAUGUAGCUCUUCGUGAAGGAAAUACAAGUGGUCCCAGAGAGAUGUUGGUGCUGUCUAUAGGACUCCUUAAAGCCCACAUGGCAUUAUCACAUAAUUAGAAAACAAAACAAACCUCCCUCUAAUGGAUAUAGCUGAGGGAUGUACAAGUGAGCUGUUUGUCAGGCAGAUUUCAACCCCUAUUUACCUAUGUUCAGUAAACUUCCUAUACAUCCAUACAGAUCAACCUGUACUAUUUCCUGGAAAAAGAAAUUCACAUGAAACUACAGGUUUUACAGAUGCUGAUGAAAAGGCCUAUGAUGUAAUUGGCAUAAAAGUCUGGGGCAUAAAUAUAUUCAUGUGACAAAAGAAAACCUCUCUGAGACAUAACAUGAGACCUGUGCAUUCAGGGUCUGGGGGAUACUGGUCCCAAACAGAGCAGUGAACUUAUAUGACUCUUGAACCCUGGGGCCUGAGGAAAAGCAGAUUCUCUUUGGGAACAGUGUCCCACCUCAGGGCACAGGAGACUCUCGAGAAAGGAGACCCACAAAGAUGAAUUCCUGAGGAAAAAAGAUUAAAAACCACAAUUGGAUCCACCACAAAGAGCUGGUAGUUGGACUCCAGCCACAUUAGGUGACUAAGACUGUUUUGCAGGGACUGGGGAGAUGGCUCCACGGUUAAAGGUGCUCGCUGCUCUUCCAGAAGGAACAAGUUCAGUUCUCAGCACCCAAGGGAGGCUCACAACCCCCUGUAGUUCCAGCAUCAGAGGGUCUCAAACCCUCUUCCUGCCUCACCGGACAUCCUCUCAUGUGUUGCGUACAUAUACACGAACGUUACAUAUAAAUAAAAAGCCUUAAAGAAUGUUUUUGUAAUAUGGUAUUGAUUACUGUGGUAGGGUGCAUGCAAUUCAUUUUGAAGUAAAGAUGCUAGGUCAUCAGUUUUCUCAGUGCUGGCAAGUGUGUAAAUGAGAGGGGUGUUGGGGGUGGAGCUAGAGGGCUUGUCUUUAAUUGAGUACAUUUAUUUGGGGAACAUUAUAAGGAAUGACUAACACUCUUCCCACCCAUGUCCUGAUGUUGCUGUUGACUUUCAUCCCUAAUCUUGGGAUUAAGUUUUUUUUGUGGAGUCUCUUGGUGUUAAAAGAUAGGUGAGGGCUGGCAACACCAGGUAAAAGCACUUAGUGAGCAAGCCCAGUGAUGUGGGUUUGAUCUCUAUAGCCCUCUGUGGAAGGGAAGAACUGACUCCUGAAAGCUGUCUUCUGACCUCCAUGUGUAUGCUGUGGUUUUCAGCGCUCCCUCUCCAGGAAUAAAUAAAACGAGAAGGUACAAAAACAAAACCAGUGAGCUAGAAGUUGAUAUUUAAGUAUUUUCCUCAGGUAAGUAAAUGUCAGCUCAGUCAGAUCCAGUUCCAGAAGGUGAUUAUGGUGGCAAAAUGGAGAAUGGCACAGCUUAAAGUUCCCUUCGUAAGCUAGAUAGACCACUGCUGUCCUUCUGGAGCCAGAUUCCCCGAGACUGUGCUUCUUGCAUACCAAUAGCUACUAUGUGAAAAAGGGUCUCUGUGUCAGAUCAACUUGGAAUUUUUAAAAAAGAUCUUUUAUAUAUUUUAGGGCUUUAUUUGCAUGGAUGUCUGCACACCAGAAGAGGGCAUCAGAUCCCUUAAUAGAUAGAUGGUUGUUAGCUGCCGUGUGGGUGCUGGGAAUUGAACUCAGAACCUCUGGAAGGACAGGCAGUGUUCAUUACCACUGAGUCAUCUCUCCAGACCCCAAUUUAGAAAUUCUUUAAAACAAAACAAACAAGGACGGGUGGGGGAGAUGGUUCAGUACUUAAGAGUAUGUACCACUCCUGUAGAGGGUGGUGGGCUUGGUUCCCAGCUCCCAUCUGGUGGCUCCCAACCAUCUGUAAUUCCAGUUCAAAGGCAUCCAACAUACAUACAGGCAAGACACUCAUAUGCAUCAAAAAAAAAAAAAAAAUCUAAAAAGGAAAAGAAAAAUGUAUUAGCUUCUAGAGCUACCAUGGUGUAGGAAAUAGAAAUGGGGUCUGGGCUGGAGAGGUGGCACAGUCAGUAUAAUCACUGGUGGAGCUAGAGGAUACAGGUUUGCUUCCCAGAACCUGCAGAGUAGCUCCUAACUGCAUGUUACUUCAGUUCAAAGGGUCUAAAACUGCCAUCUGGCCUCCUCAGGCACCAUACAAAUGUGCACAGACAUACACGCAAGCAGAACACCCAUACAUAGUAAAGAAAAAAAAAGUAAACGUCUUUGAUAAGAGAAGUGGGUUCUCUUCUGACUUCAGAAGCAGAGGUAGGAGGACAAGUUGCUCCCAGGGUCGGGUCCUUGGAGGUUCAGGGGAAAGAGUGCACCUCAUGUCUUUCUUUACCUCUAGCACAGCAGUUCUCAGCCUGUGAGUUGCAACUCCUUUGGGGUUACUGAAUGACCCUUUCACAGGGGUGACUCACCUGUGACCAUCGGAAAACACAGAUAUUUAUAGUAUGCUUUCAUUAACAGUAGCAAAAUUAUAGUCAUGAAGUAGCAAUGAAAUAAUUGUAUGAUUGGGGGGGGGGUCACCAUAACCUGAGGAACUAUAUUAAAGGGUUGAAGAAUGAGAACUACAGCUCUAGAUCUGUCUGCGAACCAUCACCCCCCCACCAUGCCUCAUUCUGUGUACACACUGUUCAUACUGUGUAUCCAUGUCACUUCACUCUGCCCCUUUUAAAGACCAGAUUUCAGGCUAUUCGCUGUUUCCAGCAAAUGAUUAUCAUAACAUAUGUAUAAGCACACAUGCAUCACUCUUGGGUCAGAGGCAUGGAAGAGUAGAUAACUCAAGAUUAUAGCUAUGGGAAUAGAUAACUCAAGAUUAUAGCUAUGCAUUAGUCGAAUCUGAAAAAGCUGAUCAUAUGGGCUGGGCAUGGUGGUACACACUUUUUUUUUUUUUUUUUUUCGAGACAGGUUUUCUCUGUAUAGCCCUGGCUGUCUUGGAACUCACUCUGUAGACCAGUCUAGCCUCAAACUCAGAAAUCCGCCUGCCUCUGCCUCCCGAAUGCUGGGAUUAAAGGCGUGCGCCGCCACCACCUGGCGUGGUUCACACUUUUAAUCCCACACUUGUGAGGCAGGAGUAGGAGGAUUUCUGUGAGUUGGAGGCCAGUCUGGUCUACAUACCAAGUUCCAGGUCAGCCAGGACCACAAAGACCUAGUCUCAAAAACAGUAACAACAGCAGCAGCAGCAACAACAACAAUAGCAGCAACAACCACCCAAACCCAAAACAAACAAAAACCCCAACAAAACAAAACAAUCCCAAAAGUUGACCCAAGGCAGGUAAAGCUGGUUUUAAUAUUGUUCUCUUAAAGGCAGAUUAAAAAACAGGCAGAGUACAUAGUAGCAUAGCAAUAGUAAGUGACCUCAGGGUGUAUUAUUAACUCUGCCCGUGAGAGCUAGUCAAAAGUUCCAGCCUCCUAGGAUGUAAGAGAUAUUUUUAUCACAAUGCAUUGCCACAGUUCCUCCUUUUUUGUUUUAUCAAA
Mus musculus (house mouse) is the source of this 6786-nucleotide messenger RNA. RefSeq names its product spermatogenesis associated, serine-rich 1 (gene Spats1). The record is from RefSeq and is a predicted model, not a curated record. Lineage: Eukaryota; Metazoa; Chordata; Mammalia; Rodentia; Muridae. The transcript is spliced from 7 exons. Bases 107 to 853 code for a protein of 248 amino acids.